Molecule: messenger RNA, 1505 nt
Organism: Venturia canescens
Lineage: Eukaryota; Metazoa; Arthropoda; Insecta; Hymenoptera; Ichneumonidae
Product: mitochondrial amidoxime reducing component 2-like
Exons: 7
Coding region: 372-1493 (373 amino acids)
Molecular function (GO): molybdenum ion binding; pyridoxal phosphate binding; catalytic activity
Source: RefSeq, a predicted model, not a curated record
AUAAGUGAUCGUGGACACGAUAUGCCAUUGGUCAUCACGUUUAUUGGCUAUUGCGUUACACUAUUAUCGUUUACACGUGAGCGUCAUCGUAUUCGAGGCUGAAAGAUUUCGAGGCGGAGUGGUGGAUCGAGCUGACGUUUAACUCAGUAUUAUACGAUAAACUGCUAGUAUUUUUUCAAACUGAAGAACUUUAGUCACGAAUUUAUCGUAAGAUUACAACGUCGGCAGUGAAGACAAUCCAGAAUACGAACACAGUGCAAGAAAUCGUCUGAGUACUGUGAGCCUCGAUUGCGAUUUAUAAUAUCGUAGAAAACGAUCGUGUUCAUGGGUUUUUGAAAAUUCAUUGAAAAAGUUCAACCUCGCGAGCGAAUAUGACUUUGAGGGAUUUUUGUAACGACGUUUUUCGGAAACCGUUUGUAGUACUUGGCGCGACGGUGGGACUGUCGGGCGUUGUUGCACUGCUCACUUUUCUCGCCAAACGUUUCAUGAUUAAUAAAAAUGCAGCGACGAUUCCUGCCCUCGAAGAUUCUGAAUGGAUUGAAAUUGGAAGGAUAAAAGAAUUGUAUUUGUAUCCAUUGAAAUCGGGCAAAGGAAAAGCGAUAGAAAAUUGUGACUUCACGGACUAUGGCAUCAGCGUCAAAACCAGUGGAUUAUUCACCUUGGACGACAGAAUGCUCUUAGUCUACGACAGCAAAACCGGCAAAUUUCAGACUGGCAGAAAUUAUCCGAAGCUUCUUCUGGUGAGUAUUUCCGCAGCUGACGAAAACAGCCUCAAUAUUGAAGCAGACGGAAUGCCAAAGCUUGUCAUUCGUUUACCUGAAAAACAUAAGGAAAGGUCGUCGAACCAAGUUGAUUGUUCAAUGUGGUGGAACGAACCCCUUAAAUGCAUCGAUUGUGGACCCGAGCCGGCUGCUUGGAUAUCAAAGUUUCUCACGGGAACGUCGGAUUCUGAUCUAAGAUUCGGUUCGGCGAUAUCAAAAAGACGAAAUAUUUUUGAAGGCCCGUGGGAGAAAUUCACUAAAGUUUAUACGACUCUCAGGAAUGAGGAUACCGGUUACUUUGCUGAUCUUGCCAGCUACAUGCUGAUGACCGAAUCUUCUCUGCACGAACUCAACAAGAGAUUAGAAAAUACCGUGAGUAUUCUACGAUUCAGGCCAAAUAUCGUUGUAGCUGGUUCCAUGCCCUUUGAUGAGGAUUCUUGGGAAUGGAUCAAAAUCGGCGAAAAUGUAUUGCUCAGAAACGUCAAGCCGUGUCCAAGAUGUGCAAUGGUACGCGUCGAUCCCGAGACAGCAAUCGUCGAUGGACAGGAGCCUCUGAAAACUCUACGAACAUUUCGUGAACAAAAGAACCCAAAAAGAAUAGAAGUGGAUGGAAAAGCCCCCGUCAUGGGAAUUUAUUGCGGCUUGUAUCAUCAGGGAGCGGUGAAGAUCGACGACAAAGUAUUUGUAAAACGGUUUGCCCGUGAAAAAAAUAUUAAAACUGUAUUAAAAUGAUGAUACAAUGUC